CAUUCGUUCAUGUUUAAUCGAUAAAAAAGUUGCACCUCGAAGAGGUUAUAAAAAUGUGAGAAUUAUCUAUCUCAAAGUAAUUAAUAACUUAAAGUGAAAAAUAAAACGCGAUAAUGUUGUACGACGAUUUUAAGCCCAUCGUGGACUUAGUAUUGAACAACUGGACAGCGCUACAACUUGCUGUCGAACAUGGAAUGGGUGCACCAGGGGGUGAAAAGACUGCACAACUAAUGGCAGUGUACAUAGCAAGAUAUUGUGUUGAGAACGUGGUAGACAGAGAUGAACUUGUCGAAGUGAUUGAAGACUUGAUGGACGAGGAAUUUGAGACUGUCUGUCAUGAUGAUUCACCCAAAGAAGUAGCAGUUCUUCUACUACAGUUUCUCACUCUGCUCAAAGAAGGUCGACAUGAUGAACUUCGAGCCAGGCUAGAUGCAAUGCCCAAAUGUCAAAAAUGGUUGAGCCAGCCAAUACAUGAAUCAGUGCCACCACAAUGCCAUGGAAACCCUGAUGAUGACUCAACAUGCAGUAGUGAUGAUGAUGAUGAUGAUGUGCCUGACAAUAAUAUGAAUGGGGCAGCAGCCUCAUCAUCUAAACCAAGACAAGAGCCAGAGCCAAUGGAUGAAGAUGUUGACCCUGGGUGGACAGUAGUCAGAUCCAGGAGAAGAAAUUAAAAAAAAUGUUUUAUUUUAUAGGGAUAAUUUUGUUUACAUUUGAGCUUCUUAUAAUUGAAAACAUAUCUAAUUCACUAGAACAAAUUUAAAGGUUACACAAUUUUAAUUUCUAUUUCAUUUGUUAUAAGAUGCACAAUGUAGUUUUCUGACUAUGUAUCUUUUUAAUACUAACAAAUAGAAACUACAGUAUAAAGGUAGAUUUAUUUAAGGUUUUAUCUCACAGUGUAUGGGUUUAGCAGCACAAACAUUAUAAGCAGCUCAAAUGUCAACAGCUAUAAUUGUUGAAUGGUUUUAACAAAUCAUAUAGCUUUCUAUGUAUAAGUAAAUACAUUUAAUUGGGUUGGUUUGAUACUCGAAAAUGGUUGUGAUCUGUUGUAUUAGUAAUUAUAUUACUAAUAAAACACAUCACUUAAGGAAUGGUUUCGCAGCGGGCAUGCGACUUGCAUGGGAGCUUAAAUGCCUCUCUUAAUUCAUUGAUCUGAGUGCUGUUGUAAGUACCUGUAUCGAUAAUUAGUAUCAAAUCAACUCGAUUCAUAGGGCCCUUAUAUUUAAAUAUAUCAACAGAAUCCUCCAUAAGUAAAAACCUAUGAAAUAUACGCAGAUAUUGUGAGGAAAAAAUAUUUUGAUCAAUAUUUUUGUCAGUUUUUAAUUAAAU
Molecule: messenger RNA, 1326 nt
Organism: Spodoptera exigua (beet armyworm)
Lineage: Eukaryota; Metazoa; Arthropoda; Insecta; Lepidoptera; Noctuidae
Source: the annotation of a GenBank genome assembly